AUUGCUUAGCAUUCAUUGUACUGCUAAGCGCGGCUAUUUCUCUGUAUUUGCUCUCUGUAAGCAAGUUCUGCGAGUGCAUCGCUAAUUCCGGACAUGAAGGAUGUGCUUGUCAAAUUGGGGUCCUUUACGGGCUCCUUCGCGAAACAUAGGCGACAUAGCGAUAUAGGUCAGGCGCCUGCCAACACCAAGCUCAGCGAUCCCAGCCAAGAUGGGGUUGUCGUGGAGCAGGUCGCUUCCCUGAAAGCGGCCGAGGAGCGCGAGGCACGUCUGGCUUCCGUUCAGCCACUAUGUAUGGACACGACCUUCUUGGAUUGCUUUCAAAGCCAAUCAGUUUCUGUCGAGGAUAAGGUCAAGGCCUUUAGGCUUCUUAUUCAUUCUGGCCUACAAAACAUCGUCAUCGCCGCAUUUGUGAAUGGAGGCAAUCCCAAUCUCUUCUUUCUGCAGGCGCUGCGCUCCCAGCACCUGAUUGACGAGCGCUGCUGGGCGGUGUCCGAGCUGUUUGAUGCCAACGGCAGCGAACUGCCCGGACAGGACCUGCCUCUGGGUCUGUCCCGCAUGCUGGAGUUCAGCGUUCAGAACGCGAUGCUGGACUGCGAUGUGGGAGCAGCAGCGGCCGAGUGGGGGGCCAGCGGCGACAGCAGCAGCGGGAGCUCCUUCCAGGACCUCUGUGCCCUGCUGGAGAGCCGCUGCAGGUGGGUGGCGGCUAACCUGGUGUGCGGCCGCCCGCAGCCGCCUGCGUGCUGGCUGAGGCUGAGGGGCUGGGAGCGGGCCAUGCAGGUGGCCCCCACCCGCCUGCUGGCGCUGGUGCGGUGGCUGGGCUGCCUGCCGCCCGGGGUGCGGCCGGGGGGGCUGGUGCUGCACAUGGGAGCCCCCCAGCUGCCCUCUACCGCAUCAGCUAGGGUGGCGGCGAUACGGCGGGUGAUGCGCGCGGCAGGCUGGGCGGCGCAGCAGGAG
Astrephomene gubernaculifera is the source of this 954-nucleotide messenger RNA. The record is from the annotation of a GenBank genome assembly. NCBI's taxonomy places the organism in Eukaryota, Viridiplantae, Chlorophyta, Chlorophyceae, Chlamydomonadales, Astrephomenaceae.